ACCGCUGCUUUGUUGUGUGUGUGCUUCACUGCUUCUUUUCCAUCCCCUCCCCACCUUUCCUAGUCCCUUCUGAGUAGUCUGGUGAAUCUCACUAGACCAUUCCAAGUAAUUUCUCUCUAAAUUCUCUAAAUUCUCUAAAAGCCAUGGCCUCAUGCUACAGUAUCCGCCCGCCCGCCCGCCUGCUCUCGGGUUCUUUUUGUCUGGCGCUCACACUUACUUGGUUGUCUUUUGCAUCCCCCGGAUUCCGAUUCUGGGCUUUUCUCUUCCUAAGGCUGCUCUCGCCCAUCUCCUGUUGCAUCCCAUCAUCCACUUUUCUUCUUCUUCCUCUUCUUCUUCUUCGCCUUCUUUUUCCUUCUUAUUUGUUUUUUGUACCACCCGCAACUGUUUGUGCGUGCGUGCGUGCGUGUCGUGUAUGUGUCUCCUCUCUUGUGUGUCUCUACUAUCUAAAGUAUCUGUGUGUUCUUGCUUUCUCCAUCCAUUCAUCCUUCCCCCUCCUCCUCAUUUCCCAACCCUCCAGAUAAUCGACACCACUUGUCUAUCCGUCCAUCACUCGAUCUCUUGUCACCUCAUUCUCCUCCUUUUCCUUUUCCUUUCCCUUUUCUUGUUUUUCCUUCUUCUCUCUCUCCAACCUCUCCUUUGCUUAACGAAAUUGGUUUGAUGCCCUCCUUUCCUUUACUACUUGUCUACCUUGGUAAAUAGUUUCACUUGUCACGAUGUCCAAUGUCGAUUUAUCCAGUGACGGCUUCAUUGGCCUAGACUAUGACUCAAGGAACUAUCUCCAGUCGCAGUCAUGGCCUCUGGCAGUGGAUCCCCAGUCCUCCCAACGGCCAGAUGGAUCGCGAGACAUCUCGCCCUUACAAACCAGCGGUCACACUUUUGAGCAGUCGGUAAUCCAAGACCCUAACCUGAUCGUGGACUGGCAAUUCCACGG
This is a messenger RNA of Aspergillus saccharolyticus JOP 1030-1, 931 nucleotides long. RefSeq lists its product as uncharacterized. Lineage: Eukaryota; Fungi; Ascomycota; Eurotiomycetes; Eurotiales; Aspergillaceae. The record is from RefSeq and is a predicted model, not a curated record. Bases 152 to 658 code for a protein of 168 amino acids. The transcript has a single exon.